Messenger RNA from Synchiropus splendidus (mandarinfish), 1703 nucleotides. It is a transcript of the gene popdc1, whose product is annotated as blood vessel epicardial substance. The transcript has 8 exons. The record is from RefSeq and is a predicted model, not a curated record. Gene Ontology annotation, cellular component: sarcolemma. Gene Ontology annotation, molecular function: cAMP binding. Lineage: Eukaryota; Metazoa; Chordata; Actinopteri; Syngnathiformes; Callionymidae. The coding region runs from base 165 to 1241 and encodes 358 amino acids.
CUUCCUUCAGCCAUUCGUCUGUCAUCUGAGAGGAAUGUGCGGCCGGACUGCGAGCUGCCCCCAGUCUCGGUGUGAGAAGGCUCCGAUCUCCGUUCACACACCUCAAUUUUGCGGUUCCACUGGACCAGGUCUGAUCUCGUCUCUCGUCGUGACUGUGCUGCACAAUGGCCUCCAUGCUUUCACCAGCUCCACCGCCAUCUUUCCCCACUGCCACCCCUACCUUCCCGCUGAUGGGGGCCAAUGACUCCACAUGCCAGGAGUGGGAGCAGGCACACCAUCUCCUCUUUCAUUUAGGAAAUGCAUCUCUGCUGCUGGGCUUGGUGCUGCCCACCACCUUGGGUCUGCACAUGAUCUUGCUACGCCUUCUUCUGAUGACAGGAUGCACCCUCUUCAUCACUUGGGCCACCUUGUAUAGGUGCAACCUGGACGUCAUGGUCUGGAACGUGGUCUUCCUGUUAGUCAACUUCAUGCAUUGGUUCUACCUCCUGUACAAGCGGCGCCCUAUAAAGAUUGACAGGGAGCUGCGGUCAGUCUACAAGCGCAUGUUCGAGCCACUACAUGUGCACGAGGCUUUGUUUCAGAGACUGACUGGACAGUUUUGCACUAUCCAGACAAUGAAAAAGGGACAAGCCUACGCUGCUGAAGACAAGACUUCUGUGGAUGAACGUCUGAGCAUUCUCCUCAAAGGAAAGAUGAAGGUGUCAUACAGAGGCCAUUUUCUUCACAACAUCUAUUCCAACUCAUUCAUUGACUCCCCAGAGUUCAGGUCUACCAUGAUGCACAGAGGGGAGAAGUUCCAGGUGAGCAUCAUAGCUGAGGAGAACUGUAAGUACCUAUGUUGGUCUCGAGAAAGGCUGACCUUCUUCCUGGAGUCAGACACAUUCCUCAAUGAGGUGUUUCGCUACCUGAUUGGCAAAGACAUCACCAACAAACUCUAUGCCCUCAAUGACCCCACACUGAGUGACAAGGCGGUGAAGAAAAUGGACCGACAGCCCAGCAUGUGUUCUCAGCUGUCUAUGAUGCAGAUGAGGAACAGCAUGGCCAGCACGAGUGACACAGAUGAUGUUCUGAACCAGAUCCUGAGAGGAGGUUCAGGUGGCUCAUCAUUGCAAAAAUCUCCUGGCACCAAGGCGUCCUCAAAGAUGAAUCCAAUCAAGGAAGGAUUGGAAGAUGAUGUUUUUGUGGAUUCUUCACCGCCCAAGUCCCACCGUCUGUCCAGCACUUCAACAGAAGAAGUCUAGCACUCUUUUUUGUUGCUCUUUGACACGAAUGGAAGGAUGAAAUGACAUGACCCAGACAUUUUGGUAGCUUAGGCCUGAGAUAGAUAGACCCAGUAAUAGUAUUCGUUAUGAUGUUUGUGCUUUCACUCACCCAGACAGCCGUGUUGACACAGAUAGGUUUUGUGGUAAGAGUCAAAGCCAGGGUCCUAAUUUUGUGUGCAAGCUUUCCAUACCAAAGCUUUUCAUGCUUCACGCCUAAUUCCAUACACCAGCACUCAUCCCCAUUACCGAACAAAUCAAGGGCACAUUUUAUCAAUAUAUUUUGAUUUAUCAACACUAAAGAUAUGACACAGUCAGUGUACAGAUAUUCCUUCUAAAAUAACUACACACAGCCAUUAAACUGCCUUUAGCUAAAGUGUGCACACCCCUUGGUUAAAGAUUUCAGUGGCGAACAGCAAACAAUGCAACACUGGUACCAGAUGU